Coccomyxa subellipsoidea C-169 is the source of this 953-nucleotide messenger RNA. RefSeq names its product ribosomal protein L13e. Gene Ontology annotation, biological process: translation. Gene Ontology annotation, cellular component: ribosome; cytosolic large ribosomal subunit. The coding region runs from base 19 to 672 and encodes 217 amino acids. The transcript is spliced from 5 exons. NCBI's taxonomy places the organism in Eukaryota, Viridiplantae, Chlorophyta, Trebouxiophyceae, Coccomyxaceae. Gene Ontology annotation, molecular function: RNA binding; structural constituent of ribosome. The record is from RefSeq and is a predicted model, not a curated record.
AGGGGUGAACCAGGCAAGAUGGUGAAGCAUAACAAUGUCAUCCCCAAUCAGCACUUCAAGAAGCACUGGCACGGAGGAAAGAACGGCAAGGGGAGCUAUGUGAGGACAUGGUUCAACCAGCCAGCCAGGAAACACCGCCGGGCGACGGCUCGGAUUGAGAAGGCAAAGAAGGUCUUCCCAAGGCCGGCAGCAGGUCCGCUGCGCCCGAUCGUGCACGGACAGACCAUCAAGUACAACUUGAAGAAGCGUCUGGGAAGGGGGUUCACCUUGGAGGAGCUGAAGGAGGCUGGCAUUGCUGUCAAGCUGGCGCCCACCAUCGGCAUCGCUGUGGACCACAGGCGGCACAACCGCUCCCUGGAGAGCCUGCAGGAAAACGCAGCGCGCCUGAAGGCCUACAAGGCCAAACUGGUGAUCUUCCCCACCCGCAGCAACAUGCCCAAGUCUGGCGACAGCACGGCUGAGGAGCUGAAGGUUGCGCAGCAGCACAAGGGACCUUUGCUGCCUCUGGUGCACGCGGCCCACAAGCUGGAAUCCGUCAAGCUCACAGACGAGCUCAAGGCAGAGAAGGCAUACUACAAGCUGCGGCUGGAGCGCACAAACGCCAAGCUGGUCGGUGUGCGUGCCAAGCGCGCUGCGGAGGCAGCUGCUGAGGAGAAGGACAGGGCAAAGUAGACAUGUCUGCUUUGUCAUCUUCGCUAGAUACCUUUUAUUCAAUGUUGUGCUGUAUCGUCUGAAGAAAGGUGUCCUUGGCAAUCUCACAAAGGCCGCACAGCUCUUGGAAACUUUUCUGUUUGCUCCUGUCAGUGCUGCUCAGCGUCAGCGGCUGUGAUCUGUAGUGCCACAGGACAACCAUGUCAUGCGGCUGGAGUGAUUAUACCGAGGAAUAUUUGUAAUUUUGUGAUGGCCAUCGCAUGUUGCAUAGCAAUGAAUGAGUAAUCUUUGUCCUGCAAUGC